UGCAAAAACAAUCUGGACUAUCUCAAAGUCUGAAAUAACAUGAACAUACGGUACUCCUUUUCCUCCUGCGGUCAAUACCAGCUAAGAAGGGAAUGGGGGGACGGGAGGGUUUCAUAAAUAACACAAAAUUUAUUUUCCCUAGUAUUACCAUACAACAAUAAUAGAGGUGAGUUUUAAAGUAGUGUGUAUAAUAUCUUCUAAUUACAUCAUACAACUUUGUGGACAAAGGUACAUGUUUUGCGGUAACCCUCUCACCCCCACCCCCCUCAUGUCAUUUGGUUGCGCCUGUCCUGACGGUUGGAAAGAGAGGGAAAAGCAGCAGCCACUUUGAACCAGACCCUUCUGAUAGCCUGUUCGAAACGGAUAGCCUCGAUAGAUGUAUAGAGAACCAAAACCAAACCAAGAUGCUGUCUGCCAGAUCCUUGACCUCGGAUUUCAGUCAAGAAAAGCCUUCAUUGAAAGUGAUGUCCUAAAAGAAGAUGAUAGACCUACAAAGAUUCUGGAGGCAUAUCCAUGUUUCAAGGAGCUUCAUCAUGUGAUGGAGGAGCUGCGGUGGAUCCAGGAUAUGGGAAACGGCAAAUUCAGAUGUCAAGUACAGGACAGAUGGGAAGACUUCUGCUCACUAGUGCAGUUUUACAGAGUUUGGAAAAAAGUGUUGAAGCCUCCCAUGAACUUAAGUGGAGUUGAACACAACGUUGCACUCUUCAGAGCACUCCCAACGCUUUUCCCAUCUCCAACUUCACCCCUUAAGAAACUGGCACAUGCUAGUGAAGCAUUGCUGCAUGUUCUAGAGCCAACAGAUGAUCCUGCCAAAUACCUGGAGAAGAGAUCUUUCUCCAGCCCGGUGUUGCUCUUUGAUGGGUCCUGCUGUCUCGUGGCAAGUGGAGAAACUCCCAUCACCACCUUUGCCAAAGAAGAUCUUGGCCAUAGGUUGUUUUAUCUGUUGGCUUACCACUACACCUUCCAUCUUACCCAUCCCAAGUUUGUGGCAACCCUACUUUGUCAGUCAGACAGAAAUAUUGAAGGACAAUAUUCACGAGCGGGACACCACAAGUUCAUAAAAAAAGUAUCGGCAGAGUGAAACGUUUUUACUGAGUGGUAGAGCUCUCACGGUGAGAAAUGAAUGCCUUGUUUGGUGAUGUUAACCAGAGACACUCUUUUUCUUAUUUCUCUUAACCUCAGAUUAUUUACUAGUAUGGCCUGCAUCAGCGUUCAUUAAGAUUUAGCUGUAAACCUAUGUUAAAUUUUAUGUUGAAAUGCUUCAAGCAGUUCUUUGUAUUUGUAGAAGCAGAAGUAUUCUAUGUUAACAGUGUAUUCAAAGCAAUUUUGAAAAAAGCAAUAUAAAUAAAUAUUGUUAAGUAUACUAAUCCUG
This is a messenger RNA of Oryzias latipes (Japanese medaka), 1372 nucleotides long. The record is from RefSeq and is a predicted model, not a curated record. NCBI's taxonomy places the organism in Eukaryota, Metazoa, Chordata, Actinopteri, Beloniformes, Adrianichthyidae.